Aegilops tauschii subsp. strangulata is the source of this 674-nucleotide messenger RNA. RefSeq lists its product as uncharacterized. The record is from RefSeq and is a predicted model, not a curated record. NCBI's taxonomy places the organism in Eukaryota, Viridiplantae, Streptophyta, Magnoliopsida, Poales, Poaceae.
AGCCUAUAAAAACGACGAUGCACCUCUCGUCCUCCCAUCGGACUGCAAGUGAAGCUCACACGACCUAGCCUACCCUACCCACCCAUCCAUCAGCAGUUUUUCUAUCGGCCAAUGGCUUCUUCUUCUGUGCUGCUCGGAGCCUCGGCCACGGCCGCGCUCACCGGUACCCCGGCAGGCAAGGCCCUUCCCCGGCCUUGCUUCCUCGCCGCUCGCCCGCGCACCGUGAGCGGUGGCCGCCUCUGCCUGCAGAACGCUCCAAGGGCGACUCCGGCGUACAACGACGCUGCGGAUGCCACCGACAAGGCCAUCGAGGGCGUGAAGGGGGUGGCCGACGAGCUGAAGAAGGGCGUGGCGGAGGCGGCGGAGGCCGUCUCGGGCAACACCGAGAAGGCCGCGGAGGAAGCCGGCAAGGGCGCGAGCGAGGUGGACGACAAGGCCAAGGACUUCGGCGAGCAGGCGAAGAAGGCGACGGAGGAGGCGUGGGACGGCGCCAAGGACGCCGCACAGGGCAUCACGGACAAGGUCGCCGCCGCGGCCAAAAAGGAAGCUAGCUAAGCUAACACUACGUUGACUAGUCCGAUCUGUAUCUCUCAAUUCAUUUUCCAUUGUAAGAACGCAUAUACGUACUUUUGGUACAAAAGAAAAGAGAUAAGAUAGCUGUAUUUAUUUUCUGA